Molecule: messenger RNA, 861 nt
Organism: Ctenocephalides felis (cat flea)
Lineage: Eukaryota; Metazoa; Arthropoda; Insecta; Siphonaptera; Pulicidae
Product: zwei Ig domain protein zig-8-like
Exons: 7
Coding region: 1-861 (286 amino acids)
Biological process (GO): synapse organization
Cellular component (GO): neuron projection membrane
Source: RefSeq, a predicted model, not a curated record
AUGUCUGCUCUUAAGUUUCUGCAGUUGGCCUUCGUAACCGCCUGCGUUUGCUGGACAUUAGGUGCUGCAGACAGUAAGCUCCAGCCGUUGGACGGCGGUGGAGGCUACGAUGAUGAUCAGCCGGAGCACGUACCUCUGGACCGAGGGCCGUACUUUGACAUAACAGCAUCUAAAAAUGUUACCGCCCUAGUUGGCAAAAGGGCGCAUCUUAACUGCCGAGUACAUAACCUAGGAAAUAGAACGGUAUCCUGGGUUCGGCAUCGUGACAUCCAUUUGCUAACUGUGGGUCGCAUGACCUACACAUCUGACCAGCGGUUCCAAACAGUUCACAAUCCGCAGACGGAGGACUGGACGUUACAAGUGAGAUUUCCUCAAAAGCGUGAUUCUGGAAUUUAUGAAUGUCAAGUGUCAACUACUCCUCCAAUUGGACAUUCAAUGUAUUUAUCAGUAGUUGAACCCAUAACGACGAUAGUGGGCGGACCGGACAUGUACAUAAACACCGGAAGCACUGUGAAUCUGACGUGCGUUGUCCAGCAUUCGCCUGAGCCGCCGCCCGCAAUAUUCUGGACGCACAACACACAGGACAUAAACUACGAUUCGCCCCGCGGCGGCGUGUCGGUGAUAACAGAAAAAGGCGACAUAACGACGUCGUACUUGCUGAUACAGCGCGCCCGCGGCCCAGACUCCGGCAAGUACACAUGCAACCCGUCCAAUGCGAACCCGCAGACCGUAAUGGUGCACGUUCUCAAUGGCAAAUAUGAUUUCAAGAAACCAAUUUCUGAUAAUGUUUCAGUUAUUGAUCCUAAAGUAAAACCACUUGGAACAGUACCAUCUGUCUUACCAGCAAUGGCAAUGGCUUAA